UUCAAAAUCAUCGAACAAGAAAACUAUGUACAUCCAGCCUUACAAACACCAAGUGCCCAUUGAAAUAGCACAAGAGCCUUGCCUCUCGUGUCUCGUCUAUCAUCCAAUAUUCUCACUCUCGUUUCUUGCCGACCUGCGCGGCUGCGCCGAGAAGAGGACGACACUCACCUACAGUCCUCCUCCGCCGCUGCUGCCGCUAGUUCGUCUCCGCCGUCGAUCCUCACCUGUGCCGAGUAGAAGCCCCUCACCUACAGUCCUACGCUGCCGUCGCUGCUGCCGCUAGAUCGUCUCCACCGUCGAUCCUCACCUGCGCCGAGUAGAAGUCCCUCACAUUUACAGGUAACAUCGUCCAAACUUUCAAUCUUUUCGUUUAAUGUUUUGAGCUAAGCAGUUCCAUUUUAUCCCGCCGGUGGCCCUGUUGGGUUUGGCAAUGGCAUAGAAUAAUAAUGGGUGAUGAAUAGAGUUCUACCACCUUUGUCAACCUGAGCUGGAUUUGGAUAAGAGCAGACAGAAAGCUAUUACUCAGUGCAGAAAAGUUGGUCCUUUGUUGCAAGGUAGCUGAAUGUCGACAAUUUAAUGAUUUAUGUAGUUAGGUUUGGAAAUGAAAUCUUGAUGCUAGGCAUAACUGAGCCCGAUUCGACUAAUGAGUAAUAGACAUAUAACUAGACGCAAAGGGAAACGGACGCAAAUUAAUGGUUAUUAAUGUUUUGGCAAUUGCAAAUAACUCAGAAAUGGACGCAAAGUGAAGCAUCUUGGUUUAUAAUUCUCUGUUGUGUUUCACUAGUUAUUAAUAUAUAUGUUGAAUCUGCAGAAAUGGACGCAAAUAACUCAGAGAGAGAGAGAGUGUUUCUGGUAGCUCUAGUCCAUUUUCAAUUCCUAAACCGAAGGCUAAUUCCCAUCGUAGAUCAGAUGUGUGGGAAGAUGUCGAAUUAUUCGACUCUGUUGAUGAUGAGGGAGUCGCUGUUAAGAAAGGAAAAUGCAACACUUGCGGCAAGAUAUAUAAGGCGGGUGCAAGAGAAGGCACAUCAACUCUGUGACGUCACGUUAAAAGCUGUAAGAAACUCCUAUCUUCAAAUUUGAACUCGGAUGCAAGUCAUUCACUUGGGCCUAACACAUGUGAUAGUUGUGGUCACAAUAAGAUAACUCAGGAAGGCUUUCGUGACAAGCUAGCAUCAGCAACAAUUAUGCAUGAUUAUGUUUUUAGAUGUGUUGAGCAUAUUGGAAAUAGAGAGGUGCAUCAUUACCUAAAUAGUAAUGCUAAACCAAUUUCAAGGACCACACAUAAAUAUGAUAUCAUGAAGAUGCAUGAAAGAAUGAAAGUUGAGCCGAAGUCUGAUUUGCAAAAGAAUUCUAGUCGUAUUUGUUUGACAAGUGAUAUGUGGACUUCAUUGACAAGUAGAGGGUAUCUAUGUUUGACAGCUCAUUAUGUUGAUGAUGAAUGGAAGUUGAAUAGCAAUCUUUUGAGUUUUUGUCAUCUUCCUCCUCCACAUUCAGCUUAUAGAGUGAAAGCAACAGUUUAUCGUUUGCUUAGGGAGUGGGGUAUUGAUAGCAAGGUUUUCUCUAUCACAUUGGAUAAUGCUAACAAUAUGACUACUAUGCAAAAUGAAUUGCAUGAUUAGUUGAAUGCACAAAAUGGAUUAUUAUGUGCUAGCAAGUUCUUCCAUAUACGUUGUUGUGGACAUAUACUGAAUCUUGUUGUCCAAGAUGGGUUGAAGGUGAUUAGAGAUGGUAUCAAAUCUGUUAGAGAAAGUGUCAAGUAUGUUGAGGGAUCUAAAGGAAGAAAAAAAAAGUUUAAGGAGUGUGUUGAACAAAGUGGGAUGAAACAGUCAAAGUCGUUGUGGCUUGAUGUGCCAACAAGAUGGAAUUCAACUUACAAUAUGAUUGAUCGAGCAAUCUUUUAUCGUGAAGCUUUUGUCAACUUAGCAAGGAUGGAUAAUGAGUAUAAGGAUUGUCCAUCAAAUAAUGAUUGGGAGAAAAUGGAGGUGCUUGCAAAAUUUUUGAAGUCAUUUAAUGAAAUCACGAAGUUAUUCUCGGGAACCAAGUACCCAACAAGUAACUUGUUUUUCGAGAAUGUUUGGAAGAUCCAUCUUGAGCUGAAAAAUCUUUGUAUAAGUUUUGAUGAUGAUAUGAGAGGUAUGGGAAACACAAUGAUGUCCAAGUUCUUGAAAUAUUGGAAAGACUACAACUUAGUGCUUGCUUUUGGUGUCAUUUUGGAUCCUCGUUACAAGCUUGCAUUUGUCAAAUUUUGCUAUGAAAAGUUGGGCGAAGAGUACACUUUAAAGCCGAAGGCUAUUAUGGAUGAUUUGGAGCUGCUCUUUAAGGAGUACAAAACUCAAUCGUCCACUUUACCUAGUCAAAGUGUGGUGCAUAUGGCAUCUCUGAGUGUUCCUUUGGAUAGCCACACUGAUGUAAGUAUUCUAACUACCUUUUGAGUCAUCUUGUUGUUUAUACUUCUUUCGAUCUUAUGUCUGAUUAUUGAUGAUAUGUAUUAUUUUCUGGGUUUCUAUGCUUCCAAUAUCAAUCAGAACACAUCAACUAGAUCCGUGUUGGAGUUAUAUUUGGCGGAUCCUUUAAUUCCUGCUUAUGCAGACAUUGAUGGGGUUCCUACAUUGCUUCCUUUUGAAGUAUUGCAAUAUUGGAAGGAUCAUCAAUUUUGAUAUCCUCAACUCUCUCGGAUGGCAAAAGAUGUGCUUUCUAUUCCAAUUUCAUCAGUUGCUUCAGAGUCGUCUUUUAGUUUGGGAGGUAGAAUAUUAUCCAAAUGGAGGACUUCCAUUUUGUCUGAUACCCUUGAAGCUGUUAUGACAACUCGUAAUUGGAUGCAUGGAUAUAAAAUGGGUAAGAAAAUUUCUAUUCUUUGUGUAUACUAAAGUAGGUGAGAGUUUACUUACAAUGGUGUUUUUACUUUCAAUGACUAAUUGUACAGAUGAGGAUAAUGAAGAUGCAGAAUAUGAUGGAGAAGAACUGAAGCUUGUUGAUUGAUCGCCAAGUGAAUUGCCAUUUUAAUUUGUGAACCUAUUUUGUUGGUACGUAAGAUGUGACAAUGUCAGCUAUGUAUUUGUAUCCUACUAUUUUUUAUAUGGUAGAACUUAGUAAGCAAACUAUUAUGUAUCUUCUUAUUAUUGGGGCUAGGGUAUGAGUUAUGACUUAUGUACUAUUAUGAAUCUUCGUAUGCUAGGUUAAUAUUUUGACAAUGUUAUGUGACCAGUUAUAUUAUGCGUAGAAGAAAAAAUAUUGUAAUUAUUAGGUACUGAUAUAUGAUUGGCUUAAUUAAGUCAAUCAUGUUUUUCAUAUGUAUGUGUUAUCUAUAUAUAUUAUUUAUAUACAUCAACCAAAUGUAAAAAAUGUUGACAACCCUCCUAGGAUUUCUACUUAUCUACCGAGACAGUGAGACUAUUAUGUGAUUCAAUUAAAUGACAGUUUGUAUUUGUCAACACAAAGUAAACCUUUGUUCUUGGUGGGAAAGAUGAAAAAAUAAUAGGGCAAGUCACAUAAACUUUAUAUAUAUAUUAUCUAUAUAUAAUAUUUAUGCAAAAAAAUAUAUUAUGUAGUAUUAUUCGUGCCAGUCGGGCGGGUUCGGGUUGGGUUAAUCGGGUUCGGGUUAGUCGGGUUACGGGUCUAGCGGGUUGCGGAUCAAGCGGGUUCGGGUCAAGCAGAUUGCGGGUCAAGCGGGUUACGGGUCGGGCGGGUUGCGGGUCUUUGACUUUUAGUCUAAUCGGGUUGCGAGCGGGUCGCGGAUUGGGUUGGUUGGGCGGGUUAGAGGAUGGGACUUAAUUGUACUAAAUCACUGUAUAUGACAGGUCAUGGGGCCGAGUGGGAGUGGUAAAACUUGGUUGUUACUUGUUAAUAAGGAGCACAGUCAGCAGUGGCUGGUCUUUGGAAUUUGAUUCCCUUGGUGGGGUUCCGUUUGGCGUUUCAGCAAAAAUUUCCACCUUCGCGUUUCAGAUGGCCGUUUCCGUUUUUGCGCGAUUCGUCGCUUAGCGUUUCUGGCACUUUCUCUCUCCCCUUUAUCUAGGCGUUUUUGGGCCUUCCACCGCCUGAUUUGGGAACCCAAUUUCAAGAAAGCAAGACGAGGAGAGUAGGGUUUUAAAUCUAGCGAUUAGCGAAUAUCCGAUCAAACAGCGGAGAAGAACCAAGAGAAGAAGAAGUAGAAGGCUCAGCAAAAUUCAGAGUCGGAAAGAGGUAUCAGAUUGGCAGAUGUCGUUCCUGUGGGAGAAGAGUGAGACAUGGCGAUGGCUGGUGAGGAGGACGAGGGACUCCAGGCCCUUCUUCUUUGGAUUCGCCACUGUCUGCGGGGUCGUUCCCGGCGUCAUCGGCUAUUGCGUUAUGCAGCUCACUAACUCCCGAAACCCAGAGCUGGAGCUCCGUCUCCGACAGAAUGCCCGCCCCGACUCCACCAUGAUGGGUAGAGUUAAUCAAGAGAGACUAGCUGAGUACCUCGGGGAGCUGCAAAGGAAAGAGGACACAAAUGACCGAUAUGUAGCUGCUUUGAGAGGAGAGACAUUGACCAGGAAACCUUAUCAGAGAAUUCAGCCAAUGAAAGAGCUGACGAAAGCUGCAGCGAACCAGGAUCAGCAUGUGGGGAAGAUUUCUCAGAAACGGGCUGGCUAGAAUGCUCCUAAUCUUGUUAUUGUUGGGUUUCCGCCUACUAGAAUGUGUGGCGUGCCAAAGAAUAGAAGUGAACACGGUCUUAUGUAACGGAUUAUCGUGUUAACUGAGGGAUGCUGGCUGGGAAGGAUGUCCUCUUGCCGUUUGUUCCUGUUAUGUAAAGAGGAAAGAGAUGACAACUAAAGCAAAAAAUGUUAUGUGCCUUGUUCGCUUAUUUAGAUUUAUGAUUCAAAACAAAUCCUCAAGUACUCAUUUUUUGCAUAAAGUUUACUAUAAGGU
Linum trigynum is the source of this 4884-nucleotide messenger RNA. The record is from the annotation of a GenBank genome assembly. Lineage: Eukaryota; Viridiplantae; Streptophyta; Magnoliopsida; Malpighiales; Linaceae.